This is a messenger RNA of Enterospora canceri, 795 nucleotides long. Lineage: Eukaryota; Fungi; Microsporidia; Enterocytozoonidae. The record is from the annotation of a GenBank genome assembly.
AUGUUAUACCAAUUCAUCAUUGUAUCACUUGGAGCAAUGCAAGGUGUCAAGGCAGAGACAAGAAUCGAUCUACCUGAGCCAUCAGAGACUGUAAUAAUAAACGACUGGAAGAAGCAGGAGAACAAGAAUGCCGAAAAACACAAGCAGAGGAGUCUUGAAAUACGCAACAAGAUCAGAAAGGAUCAGAAUAAACGACUGAAGCGCAUUGCUCGCAAAAUACGUGAAGCAAAGAAAGACGCAAUCAAAGCAGGAGAAAUUGAGGAGGAGGCAACCAAAACAGUGGCUCCUAAAAGUGAGAUAAAACUCAACAUGUCCAAGAACCUGGAGAAAAUUCUAGAAACAAACAAGAUCAGCUUGCCUGAGGAAAUGACUAAGAAAAAGGUGGAAAAGGUAGAGGCAAAGAAGUUCAAGGUGAAGAAGAUGGAAAAGGUUGAAAAGAAGCCACAAGGAGAGAAGAUAAUAAUCGUAAAGGAAAGCAAGGGAGACGAUGAGGCAAAGAAGGGGAAAGUGGCAGAGAAGAAGGAAAAAGACAAACCUGAAGGCAGCCUAUCAAACAUAAUGUUCUCAAGCACGAUAAAGACGAAGGAGGAGAUUCUGAGAAGCAAGGAUUCCCUGAAACUUAUGGAAAACAACAAUAAAAUCAGGAAGAUCAUUGCACAGCUGAAGAUAAUCACAGAUGAAAACGAAAAGAUUCUCGAUGCAUUCAGGGCAAAUGUCGACGAAAAGAGAGAAGAGGAAGACAAACCAAAGGAUGUCAUGAAGUACAAGGUGAUUGAGGUGACAGAGAAGCCAUAA